This is a messenger RNA of Daldinia caldariorum, 2859 nucleotides long. RefSeq names its product transmembrane E3 ubiquitin-protein ligase. Lineage: Eukaryota; Fungi; Ascomycota; Sordariomycetes; Xylariales; Hypoxylaceae. The coding region runs from base 204 to 2720 and encodes 838 amino acids. Gene Ontology annotation, molecular function: zinc ion binding. The record is from RefSeq and is a predicted model, not a curated record. The transcript has a single exon.
CUCGAGGUUACCUACUGUUAGGUAAUCAAAUCAACUCGUACCUAAACCCAUCAACUCCGAUCCUCUUGGUACCUAGAUAUUAAUCCUACACUCACCAAAUUUCAUUAAACAAAGAUUUCUAGCCAGGACAAUCUAGAAAGUCUUUACCAGGGAGAUUAGACGCUGGACAAAUGCUUUAAACAUGAUGGAAACAAUACAUUGCGAUGCCUCAGCCGCAAGAUAACGCACGCGCCGUCUUCCUCAUCAUAUUGAUAUUCUGGCUUGCCACUAGUCCAGACUCGAGUCCCGCGCUCAUCGCCGGCCCGUCGUUAAUAAAGAAUCGCAUCCUACGCCAGAGACAUGCUCUAAGUGUAUUAAAUAGUACACAAUGGGGUGACUUCUCACCGCGACUUACCGACGAUCCGCCCGAGACCGAAGCCAAGUACCUAAAUCUAACCGGUUUUCGAGAGGAAGACGGCUACGUGUGGGAGGACCUCAAACGUUUCAAAAAUCGAUGCGAAGAGUGGAGUAUAAAUGCCGUCGGAAUUCCAGAGGUCGCGCAACCGGUAUGGCAAAAUGCGACGGGGGUAGUACACGGUUGGUGGCAGAGAGCGAACACAUCUUCUCCGAGAUACCACUCCAGCUACAACCUAAGUCAGAUUAGCCCGGGCGUUACGUGGGCCGGCUCGAAUUCUGAAUGGAGUAGAAACAUAACUGGUGCGAAAGGAAAGAUAAUGGUGCGCAUUGAAGACAAUGAAGAUGACGCGACGGAACCAGCCGAAAUAGACAGGAUGACACUGGACAGGGCAGAAGUCAAAGCCCGAGAAGUCUCGGCAACGGCCAACAUCGAAGAUAUUGAAGGCACUGGGAAUGGCUGGGAGAUGCGACUCCAUGGUGUUCACUGGCCGCGCCAAGGGACCAUACUUCUCACCACGACGAGCGAAAAGUUCGCUGGUAUUUUCGGAUUGCCACAUCUCACCACUCGGCCCGAAUUCUUCGAAUCCAGCCAAGCACUACUGAACAGGACUCUGGAUGCGGCCCUUAGGAAGAAGGAGCACCAUAUCUUUACUGAGCAACUCGAUCCCUGGGCAUCCAAUUUAGAGCCAGGAGAAACUUGGAAUCCAUCUCCACACUGCGAGUACUUGAUUUAUAUCCAAAUCCAUCCCUUAGACCAAAAUAUACUACAAGUGCAACCGAGUCUCACGGGUCCAGAAAAUGUAGCUAAGGCUAUCAAAGAUAUCGAAAACGAGCUUCGCUUCCCUCAGGGUAUAGGCCACCGGCGAAUACCGCGGCUACAAAUGUCGGCUGUGGUCUAUUCCCCCGAUUGUGCCUUUUUCCUCGAAACAAAAGGCCCGCCGGCAUAUGCGUCAGUUGAUGGUAACCAUAUGGUCGGCGUGAAACAAGAAAUCUUUCUCCAUAGCGUCAGCACAUUUCUUCUAGGUCUUGCGUUGAUCAUGUUCGGCCAACUUCAACUACUUAAGAUGCAAAUGAGGGAAACCUCUACUCCCUCAACGUUGGGUCGUGUUAGCUUCUAUACGGGCUGUAUGAUGUUACUUGCUGAUGGCAUGCUCUUCACCGGGGCAGCAGCAUGGAGUUUUUCGGCAUCAACUACUUUGUUACCAUCUCUUGCUAUUACGUGCGUCUCGUUUCUAUGCAUGACGGUUGGGAUCUUUUUCCUCGCUGAGAUCCACAAGGUCCAGGAACCUGAAUGGCGACGACAAGAACGCGAGAGGGGACGACAGAACACGCCCGCAAAUGCCACAAAUCCACCCAAUUCAUCCAACAACGCUCGCGAGACUUCUACUACGACAACUGCGACCCCUCGUCGGUCACCGUCUCCGCCAAUUAUCAUUCCUUCGGAUCAAGAUAUUGAUGCCGAAAUCGCCGAAGUCACAGCCAACACCAACAAUAACGCCACACUUCCAGCUCCAGUAACGGCAGGGUCCGCUACACCCACCGCUCAAAAUCUUCGAACGCAGUUAAGCAACAUAUUUGGUCGUCUCUUACUCAUUGGAAUUACGGUUCUCUUCUUAAGUCUUGCGGCAGCAAGUUGGCGACCUAGUAUUCGUGCUGCAUACUUUAACACUAUCCUCUUCAUCUACCUCUCACUAUGGAUUCCACAGAUCUACCGCAAUGUAUAUCGUAACUGCCGUAGAGCGCUAUCGUGGCGCUUUGUUAUCGGUCAAUCGAUUCUACGCCUAUUGCCCAUUGCUUAUUUCUAUAUCGUACCGAACAACUUUGCUUUUGCCGAAACCGAUUGGACUGCAUUCAGCGUGCUCUCCGGUUGGCUCUGGAUCCAGAUAUGGAUAUUAGUUGCGCAAUUCGUCCUGGGUCCCCGCUUCGGCGUUCCGAAGGGCUGGAUGCCGGAGGCUUGGGAGUACCACCCGGUUCUCCGCGAAGACAAUAUCGAGGCAGGUGGGUUGCCCAUUGGCCUAGUAGCUGCGCCUAGCAGCCCGCUAGAGCGGGUAAGGACAGGCGAGGAGGGAGGAAGCAAGGAUAAAGAUAGGAAACGCACGAAUAUACAUGUGAUAGACUGCGCGAUCUGCAGGGAGGUGCUAGAGGUGCCGGUUGUAAAAGCAGGCGACGACGAUCCUACGGCGGGAGGCGUGGCAGGCGUGUUUGCCCGCCGCGCGUAUAUGGUUACACCUUGCCGACAUGUUUUUCAUAGCGCUUGCCUGGAAGGUUGGAUGCGGUUUAGGCUGCAAUGUCCGAUUUGCAGAGAGGAGCUACCGCCUCUAUAAGUCGUGGGUGUAGGUUUAUACGUGUAUAUUGAAGUUUAUAGAAAGCGCAUGCAAACGUGCCUUCCAAACCUUAAAUCAAAGUAAUCUCUCUUACUUACCUACCUGUAGCAAGUCCUUGGAUUGGGAAGUCAUGGUCCGG